Podarcis lilfordi (Lilford's wall lizard) is the source of this 39904-nucleotide messenger RNA. Lineage: Eukaryota; Metazoa; Chordata; Lepidosauria; Squamata; Lacertidae. The record is from the annotation of a GenBank genome assembly.
AUGGUCACUAUCUUUUUGCUGUUGGCAAUACUUUCUUACACUGUUUCCUUUACUUUUAUGAUACAGGCCAAAAACAGAGAGACGGGUGCCUUAGCUGCUGCCAAAGUCAUUGAGACCAAGAGUGAAGAUGAGCUGGAGGACUACACGGUGGAGAUUGAGAUCCUUGCAACUUGUGACCACCCUUACAUUGUAAAGCUGCUAGGAGCCUUUUAUCAUGACAGCAAACUAUGGGUAAGAUUAAUACACUGCUCUCUUCUCUUUCAGGUCAAAAUAGCCUCCGAAUGAUGCUAGGAACUUGUGAGCAGUUCUUGGGCUUAACAUGAUGUCAGGGAUGAGCAGGGGGAUUGGGAGAGGCAGGUGACAGGGAGGAUGAUCCAGGGGGAGGGGCCAGUGAUUUGUGGGGCUCUGUGCUGCCCGUGAGGGGCUGCCAGGGAUGGAGGUAGAGGGGAGUCAAGGGAAAGUGACUGGACAGUCAGAGACAGGGAGGCAAUGGGAAAAGAGCUGGCAGGUGGGUCUCAGAAGUUGAAGAGCCUUAGGAAUCCCCUCCAUGCUCAAGGAGGGACUUGAAGCAAUGGGACCAGCUGGAUCUACCUGCCAGGAGAAGCCAUCAGGUGCUUGUGUGCCCUGCGUCAAACCAGGGGGUUUAAGAAAGUAGGAAUUGGCAUGGCUACACUGUUGCUCCAAUUGUCUGUGAUGGAGCACAGGUCUGCAGAGGCCACAAAUUCUUAAUCCCUCAAACUAAGGGCCAAAAGCCCAGAUGAAAAGGAAAGGAUUCGCCUGGUGCAUAAAACUAGACAAAGAGGGUAUCAGGUGAGCCUUCCUAGGGAGAACAUUCCCAAAGUAAGGAGCCACCACUAAAAAGGCUCAUUCUCAUGUUACCACCCUCCAGAUGACCUGUGGAGGGGGCAAGUGGAGAAAGGCCUUAGAUGGUGAUUGCAGGGUCCAGGUGAGUUCAUGUGAGGAAAAGCUUUCAAACUUCGGUGGGGAGGAGUUUGUCUUCAGGUAUAUGACCAUUUUCUAGAGCCAGUAUGAAAGGACAGUAUGUUAUGCAUUUCCUCUUGCAAAGACAGCAGAAAUUAUUCAGAGCUUUUCUUUAGAGGGUGUGUGUAUUAAAAGCAUAAUGAUGAUUGUUUAAAAUAUUGGCUCUAAGACCUGGAGAGAACCUUUUCCAAAACAUUCCUGGCUUUACGAUAUGGAAAUCAAAAGAGAUGCAUAAAGAAAAUGGACCUUGUCCAAUCAGAAUAUAUGUAAGUGGAAGAAAUUACCCAAGUUCACCUAAUUAUUAGUGAAAAGAUAGUCGGUGGGUAUGGGCAGGAGGUUGCACAUUGGGGCUUUUUGGAAGGAAGUAUUUAAGCAACGCGAUUGGAGAGGGCUACAGGAACAAGGAGGGGAAUGACUCACAUGGUAGCCUCUCUCCCCAGCUGCCUAGAACGUUGAUUCUAAUCACAUUUUCUUGGAAGGAGACACACUUGCUUAAAGAUAUGCAAUCGCUGUAUUCAGCCUUUUCUAGAAAGCCGUAAAAGAUCUAGGUCUUUUUUUGUGUGUGUGAUUGGCAUGCUGAACUGGUAAGUUGCAUAAAAAAUGGCUCAAAGGGGAUGUUGUGGGUGGAACAGGUAGCAUCUUGCCCGCUCCUGCUUUAUUCAUUGUGGUGGACUAUCACUCCUGAUACAGGAACAGCUAUGAACAAUGGCUUCCACGUUUCAAAUAAGACGUUAGCAGUUGGGGGGCUUUGCUCAGUUUUGCAAUAGAAAAUGCAUCUGACUCCCACUUGCAAGCUGUUGCAGUUUUUGGCUCCUAUAUUUAUUCUUCAGACCUUUUUCUCUUGCAUGAUGGCUUUUUCAUGCACAACCCUAAAAUGCUUUUCAGUCUCUCUUCCAUUUGUCUGUGCGUGUGGGUGCUGUUUAUAAUGAGGUUCAAAUCAGGAAAGAACCAUUUUAGUGCAUAUUCUAGACCACACAGAUUUUAUGGUCAUGUUUACAGGCCGAAGAGAGUUUCCUUCACUCUUUCCUGCAGAUUUGUAACGGUGAGAGUAAAAUGUGUACCGUAUUUAUCAAGUGAAGUGUGCUUUCUUUUCAAGAGCAUUAGAAAAAAGCUAAUAUCCAGUUUUCUUUAAAAUAUGUACAUGAUUUAGUUUGAUUCUCUUAACCAAAUCAUGCCCAGGUUUCUGUCACUCACAACGGUAGAUUCAAUUCCCUUCUGGUGUCUGAAUUCCUGUCGUCUUGUUCCCCCUCCACACACUGAGCUGGUUUGCAAGACACGGUAAUACAAAAUACGCCUUCGCAAAGCCGCCUGAACGUUCCAGUUUACAGGUAACAGCUCAUAUCCACUUUCACUCCUCUCUGUUCCUUUUGACUGCUGUGCUGAGCUGAGCCAAGAACAAACCAUGGUUACAGCUUGUGGUAAGUUAAAAGAAUGCUUCACUGAGAGUUGGGCUGACAUGGUAAGCCAAACCUAAGCCAAAGCUUAGCUCAGAAUGGUGCAGCAGUAAAAAUUACGAGAGAGGAGCAAAGUGGCUAUGAGCAUGAUCUUGCGAAGCCAAGGAUUGGCUUAUAUAUCAUGCCGAUGGGGCUCAUUUGAUCAACAUGUGGAAGGUUGCAGGAUUGCGGCAGGUGACUCCGCUGCCCACCUGUGUGUGGAUAAGAGCCCCACUCCCAAUCUGUGUGUGUUCAGUGGAACAUAAUGGCAAGUCCUACUCAGGUGUGUAGUUGGGAAUCGUGGUCAUGGCAUAGCUCCUCAUUGAACGGAUUGGCUUCAUGCAAGGUCAGCACACACAGGUUGGCAGCAGAGCCAGCAGCUGUGACACACUCCCCUCCCUGUCCUAAUGUGUGAAGCAGAACCAUGCCAUUAUCUCCUGCAGAAGUUUAUUUGCCUGGAGCUAAGCUCUCCUCUAUAAAGACAUGUCUGCAUAAGGCUAUUUUCAGUUAUCUUGUCCUUGCAAGCAGUGCUGCACCUCUGCUGUGACAAACACACACGCUGGCAAAUUGUCUCUUAUCCUCCAAAUGGCAGAUUUGGGGUGAUGUGUUUGUGGCUUGUAGCACCAUUGUGGUUAGCAGGAGCUCCCAGGGUAGAACAACACCCUGUGCAGUGCUUUCUGAUUCAACUCCCCCAACACUUCAGGUUGUGGCCUGCAGAAAUAAUGUUGGAAAGCCAAGGAACUCCAGUGUGGGCAUGUCCUGAGGAAGAAGGCAUUUAGCAGUUCUUUGGAAGCUGUCACGUCUUCAAUAAAAACAUGUUUUUAAGGUCAAAAUGAAGCAUCAGGCCUGCAGUUCAAGCAUCAGCAUGUAGAUGCUCAUGAAUCAGCAAAGCUCCUAUCUUGUUGUUUUAUUAAUACAGAACAGUGCUUUAAAGGAAGUUGAUUAAAUUAGAGAGUUGGGUUUUGGUACAGGCUUGCUUGUAUCCUUUUGAAAAUUAUGACUUAGCUCUCUUUGUUGAUUAAAAUGCAAGCAUAUCUGGAUUUUAACCAGGCAUCCGUUUUGAAGAGAGAUCGCUCAGACAAGGCCAUCCCUUAUCAGAUGUAGGUUUUACUGGCAAAGUAUGCAUUUUUCUUUUAUUCAUUUGCAAAUUGUAUUGCUUUGUAUUAUUACGCAUUUAUAUAAACAGCACACCAUCUCACCCAGCCUAGCCUAUAACUUUUCCCAAAAGCUAACAAGAAAUUAUACAGGAAGAAAUAGUUAAAUGUGAACACGGAGGGCGGUAGAGAGAAUUGGUGCAGUGCCAAAGUAUGGAACUGGGCUGUCCAGUCACUAGCACCAUUUGUGAGAUGGCUGAGGACAUCCACUGCAUUCUGAAUGACACUGCCGCUGCUGCUGCUGCCGCUGCUGCCUCUCAGGGGCUGCCAACCACAUUGUCACUACUGUGGUGUGUUUGCCAUGCCUGGUCCUUAAGGGGCUUGGAGCAGCCAACAGCACCAUCCAGAUUGCAGCUGUUGGGACUGGCUAGGCAGGUGUAAGGAAGAUGAAUGGGAAUGACAUAGUUUCUCUUCCUCCAAUCCCAGGGGACCAAGCUGCUGCUGCUGCUGCUGCUGCUGCUGCUGCUGCUGCUUUUGGUUUAUGCAUGGAGCAGGAAGCAGGAGACAGCCACAAGAAACCCAUGGCCACUUUGUAAGUGGUGCAGCUUCUUACCUAGGGAAGAACAAUAUAUAGAUGACCAGAACAUGCAUUUUCCUCCUCUGUAUGUGGGCUAAUUGAAGGAGUCAUGUGUUGCUACAACACUUCCUUCUGGUCAGAGGGGCAAUAAUACUAUGUCCCCAGUACUAAAUUUCCCACAUAUUUCUCCUUGUAGGCUAUUUUGUUCAGGAAAAAAUAAAGCAUUAUGCCUGAGCUCCCUAGUGAAUAGCACCCUUGUAUUGUAAGAGAAUAAUGGCAAAAUGGAAGCAAUCUGUUUUACAGAGAGCUGGUUAUUUAAAUUCCACCUACUGAAUACUUGUGUGCCAGACAAGCUGUUGACAUUUGAAUUUUCUCCCCCCCCCCCCCCGCUCCAAAUGAGGUUUGUUUUGUGGUAUUCUGUGAAAUCACCAGAAAUCUGCUAUGGCUUUGGGAGAUCAUGUGAGUGCCUAGAAAGUCUGAGGGAAGCUUUUAGUCUGGAGAGAGAGAGAGAAAGAGAGAGCACUCCUGUUCAGAGAGAUUGUAGUGCUGUGAAGCUGAUCUGUAGUCAUAAAGAGCAGGUCUCCUAAAUGCUUAUAUCAGCAAACAAGUUUGACCUGGGACCUUUUAUAAGGAUCAGGGAGUGCUAUCUAUUGUGCUAUCUACUGGUGCAUGCGACAUGCUGGCUUCUUGGUGCAUGAAUAUUCCAUUUGCCUAGUAUGAGUACGGUUUCCUCCUUUUGGCCAGAGCAGAAUCCUUGCACCACCACUUGUUCAAGAGGUGCCGCUGUUUGGCCAAGUUCUUUGACCACGCCCUUCCUGUGUUGGCCAUUUUAUGACCUAUUAACCCUGAACUCCCUCUGUUGCUUGUGAUUAGGUAAGGUUUAUAUUGCAGAAGCUAGUCAACGGGAUUCUUUACAACAGGAUAUAAGACCUUAUUCACAGUUAAGAUUUCUAGGGACUUGCACUGAUCAAUUUGUAUUUGCAAUAUUUUAAAAAUUACAGAGCUCAGAGAAGGAGUUGCCUCUGUAACAACUGACUCUCCCAUCUUUGCUUUAUCACUCAUCUAGUAAGGUCCACUUUAGGGCCAGUCCUCUCAGAACUGAUUUUUGCUGUUCAAAUACUAUACAGGCAAUUCUGCUUAUUUACACUUGCCACAAAAAGGGGUAGGAUAACAAAUAAGUCAGUUUUACAGACGGUUCUUGCACUAGGGCAUUUAAUUCAUUCUUACACAGAGAUGAAUUGCAUAUAGGGUAGUACUUUCAGAAGGCUGGAAUAGUUUUCACAGAGAAUUUAGCUGUAAAUUCUGAGAGUUUCAGAGAAGUAGAACACACCCAAUAAUGUGUGUGUGUGUGUGUGUGUGUGUGUGUGUGUGUGUGUGUAUCUGUGUAUCUGUCGCACACCCUACUGUUCAGUGUUUUUCCCCCUGCAGGAUUAAUAGUUGAGUGAAUUGCCAGUUUGUAAGAGGAGGGACCAAAGGUCAUGAAUUCUUCACAUAGGAAGGGUGGUGCCAAGCUUGCAACACUAAUCUUUGCUUUCUCAGCAGUUAAAUUGCCAUGCCAAAGAGUUUAAAUCCCCUUUGGUGAAAGGAGUGGAGAUUGUGUUAAAAGGUUUGAAUGGGUGGAAUUUAUCUCCCCUGUUAGAAGUUGCAAGGCUGUCUCAAAAAGAUGCUAAUUCAAGCAUCCAUUUAAAAGGCAUUAUUUGGAUUGCUGGGCCAUGAGAGUCUUUCCUUUAAGGUCAUGUAUUUUAACUUCUAAUAUAAUAAUGACCAGUUUAAAAGCCCCACCCCACAAUAAAGGAAAACAUAUUCAGAAUUCCAUGGUGGGAUGGAUUACGAUGUACAGGUAUUUAGGGGUGACCUUCCACUAACUGCUACCAUGACUGAACCAGAAAUCAACCAUGAUGACUAAACAUUAGGAAGAAUUUUCUGACAGUAAGAGCCAUUCAACAGUGGAAGUGGUGGCCUCUCCUAUCUAUCAGCGAUUCUUUAGCUGUGAUUCCUGCAUUGCAGGGAGUUACACUGUUGGGUUCUCUUCCAACUCUAUGGUUCUAGGCUGGAGUUAGAAUAGAGAGCGUGACAAUUGUUCCAAGUGUGGCUGGUUAGAGCCUGUUGGCUCUCCUUUCCUUAUUGCAGCCAGGGCGUAGCCAGGAGGGGCCAGGGGCAGCUGCCUCCCCCCCCCCCCAAAAAAUCUAGAAAAUAAAAUUAAAAUAACUAACUGACCAAUUGCAUCACAGAUAACUCAGUUCUGCUCCCCCUAACGUAAAGCCUGUCCCCCAAUAAAUCCUGACUACGCCCAUGUCUGCACUCCAGCACAAAAUGCAGCUGGGUGCCAUUUUGGAAGAAGCACAGAAACCAUCCCCAGUUAAAUUUGAUCAUGUAGGUUUUGCUGAUAGGCACAACCUUAAAAAAAAGUACUGCUUAAUGAUGUGUUCUGCAGAGUGGAAUGUACAGAACAUCCUGUUUAGUGCUAGAAGGCAAACUUUGACAUUAGAACUAUUAGAACCUCAUACAUCUGGAACUAUUAGAGCUUGUACUGCAACUUAAACUGGAUUUCUGAGCUGUAGGGAGACUGUGUACAAACAGUCCCCGCCCAUAUUUAUCCUUAUCUUAAUUGCAAAUUGCUUUUUUAAAAAAACCUAUCUAAGGUUCUCUGGCUUCCUCCCCUGCAUCCUGUAUUCACUGACUUUUCUAACCUUUAUGCCUUACUAAAUUGACUGGCACACUCCUUUCUCCUCAUCCCGUCCCAAACCCAAAUAAGGCUAUGUAAAUAUCGUAACAUGGCUAAUAUUGAUCCAAGCUAAGCUGGGGUUAGUCCUCUCCAAUCGUCUACAAACUGGUCUCAAACUGGCUCCACAUCAAAUUCUAUAUCCACUCAAUAGUGAAGGAAGGCAGCUGAAUUUAAAUGAAUUUAAAGCUGAGGUAGCAAAUUACAGCAUAGAGAAUAACAAUGGUUGUGCCUGGCAAAUAGAAAUCUGUAACUGAAAUAUGAAAACUACAGUCACAAAUAUACCUUCAUGCAUGCAGCACAAGACUAAAAAAGAGAGAAUGCAGCCACCAUAAUCAGAUUAGCAAGAUUCAAAGUUAUUUGAGUUGACUCAUUCCAAACUGAUGUGACUGCUUUGACUCUACAGUUUCUCAUCUCAGCAAUUCUAGGGCUGCAGAAAGAAACGGCAAGGAAGUGAAAUGUCUCAGUGGGGGAAACUAGGGUUAGUAGGAUGAUUACUGCAGAGCAAGCCUGUUAAGUUGCGGGUGAACAUAUCAGACGACACAGAGAUUCUUCAAACAGCUCUUGUUUAUUCACAGGCCAGAACAGAACUGAACUGAACUGAAGGGUUCAGCCAGCCUGCUUAUAUAGAGCUCCACUAGAACGCAACAGUAACCAUUUUCUGUAACUAUCCAAUCACUGAACAUCACUUUUGAUCCCUUAUUUGCAUAUGUGGACCUGAAUUAUCUACAGUAUCCCCCUGCUGGCCCAGGGUGAGAACUUCAGUACAUAACAAAGCCCACUGGCUUGUUUGAAAUAUUUCAGCGGCAUUAAUAUAUUACAUAUCUGAGGGCAAGAUUUUCAGUGUACAUUGGUCUUAGUUGCAUAGGUAGGGAAGAGAGAGAGAGAGAUUUUUUGAAAGCCCCAAGUUGGAAAUAGAUUUAAGUUGGCAUACACUUAAACCUGGACUCCACAAUAAUAUCCAGUUUCCUUGACCCUCCCUGAGGUGAAAGAAACGUGCUUCUCUCAAUGAAGAUCCCUCUUGGAUUACAAGGGGAGCAGAGCUGGCACUCAAGCUCCUUGUCUGUCCCAAAGAUUGGCGCAGCCUGUCUAGUACUUGGGUAGGCAAACUAAGGCCCAGGGGCCGGAUCCGACCCAAUCGCCUUCUAAAUCUGGCCCGUGGAUGGUCCGGGAAUCAGCGUGUUUUUACCUGAGUAGAAUGUGUGCUUUUAUUUAAAAUGCACCUCUGGGUUAUUUGUGGGGCAUAGGAAUUCAUUCAUUUUUUUUUUAAUUUUUUCAAAAUAUAGUCCGGCCCCCCACAAGGUCUGAGGGACAGUGGACCAGCCCCCUGCUGAAAAAGUUUACUGACCCCUGCCAUGAACCAAGUGCCUUAGGCUUAUUGGUUGUUUUCACCAACCCUGAGGGUGGCACAAGACAUAACCUGUCAAAUUUUGUAAUAUAGCUCAAGUCUGUCUUCUCCUAACUAGUUAGGACAACAGCUGAGUGUUACAGCACUUACUCUGCAUGCAGAAGUUCCUGUGCUCAGUGGGGCUGGCAUUACACCCUGCCUGAAACCUGGAGGGCUGCUGUCAACCAGGGUCAACAGUGCUGGACUAGAUGGGCCUACUGGUCUGACUAAGGCAACUUCCUACGAUCACAGGGCCUGCUGCCACAGUGCAAGGAGCACACUGCUCAACUGGUAGCAGCCAGCAAAAUGAGUCUGAGCGUCGCUCAUUCCACAAAGGCCUCUCCUGGAGCAGGACCUGAGCCUGAAGCGGAAGUGGACAAGGCUUAGCUAUGCCUUUUGGCUUUCUCCUCUUGGAGGAAUGUUGGAAUGCCUGUCAUGCAGUUGCUAAAGGCACCGGGGCCUCUGUCACCAAAGGAAGCGGCACACCUAGUUGGCAAACAUUUGACUUGCUUUCGAUUUGUAUUAUUUGGGAGACAAAGGGCGGGAUUUGCAGACAAAAGUGGCAGACAGCAUUCAAGAAGUUUUGAAAUCUAGGAGAGCAAUUACUAAUAAGAUUGAGCUAUGGGCAGUUUGAUUCUUUUUAAGAGGGUGGAGAUUACAUGGGAGAAGGGGGGGGGGUGACCAGAGAACAGCCAGGUAAUAGCAUUGCUUGCUUUUUAAACAAGGAAGCAGAAAUGCAAAGAAUGUGCUUUUGGCAUUACUCUUUUCUUCUUUGUCUCUCUCAAGAGCCAAAGGUGUCCCGUUGAAGUCAUGCUGUCUUCCCAAGCACUCAUUCAUCCCUUGUUCUGAGCAAAUGGUUUGCACCCACCCCAUAUGAACAAACUGUUCACCCAAGAAUGCUCCUGGAUUUCUGUAUCUGUUGAAGUGAACUCUAACCCAUUCAGCUUCAUGCAAUAAUAAAUCUGUUAGACUUUGAGAUGCUCCUAGACUCUGCCAUAAGCUAUCAAAGAGUCAGUGGCGACUCCAGAAUUUUCUGUGCACUUAGCUUUCAAAGCAUUCCUUCCCCCCCCUUCUUUUUUACAGAUGUAAACUUAUGAUCUAUGUCAGAAAUGACAUUAAAUAAUGCUAGUAGGACUUUCCCCAUUAAGUUUUCAAGUACCCACCUGUAAUAAACACCUUCCGCCAUGCUAAAUAACUGUUUUUAUUGGGGGGGGGGGUGUUUCCAAGUACACGGGCAGCAAACAGGAAAAUUACUUUUCAUGGGUUUAGAUACUGAGUGGUUGCAGUCUCAGUGUACAGUCAGCCCUUCAGCACUAACAAGGUGAGAUAGAUCCUGAUGGUGUUGUGACAAGAACCUGGCUCAAGCUGCAUUAUAGAUUGUUCCAGAACAUGCUGUAUAGAUAGAUUAACAGCAAUGAUCAGUGCAUGGGAAUUUAUUGGUGCAUGAGUCAGGAAAUACUUGACACAGUUGAAAUGUUUAUUGCAACAAAGCAAAGCUCUAUGACACAUGACAGUGAACAAAGGUCACUCCAUUGGGGUUCUCCUGUCGCAGAAAAAUUAGCCACACCUGAGUGAUAAUAGAAUAACAAUGAUGAUAAUAGAAUUUUCAGAGACUGCUCACUGUAAAUAUUUGUUGAUGUGAGUACUGCUGAAAGCUUGCAUAUGCAGAGUAUAUGCACUUCUCAUUCCAGAGUAGGAGAAACCAAUGGGGGAAAAAUCCUCCAAAUCAGGUGAAUAGUCACCUGAUGAAUAAGGGAUGGAUGUGUUUCUGUGUGUAUAUGUGGUUUUAAUUUUAUUUUAGUUCAUUUAUAUUCAAGGCAACAUGCAUGAGGAUCUGAGGUGGUUUCCCAUCCCAGCACGGACCAGAGAGACUGGCUUAGUUUUAGCAAGGUGGCUGCAUCAUUGCCCUCAGCCCAUGCCCUAGCUGACAAUUAGGCCUCACCUACAUGGGUUACCAAUUUGACUAGUUCGGGCCCUGAAACUCGAUUCUUGUGUCACCAAAAUGAUAUCACCACUUCAGUGCUGCCUCAGUUCCCAAACGGUUAGCCCUUCCACCAAAAGACAGUGGUACUUCCAGGCCACUCAGAAGCUGAAAUUUGGCACAUAUGUAGUCUAAGUCAUUCCAAGUACAAGAUACAUCUUGAAACAGGGCAAUGUCAUGAAGGAGGGGGCAUGAAGUGUACUCCUGAAUAUAUUCCUUAUAAUCCAGCACAGAGCAAGCCAGUCUGCACAUAGAACAGAGUGUUGAAGUUUUUGGAGUUGGCUCCUUCCCUGGACUGAGAUUUGGGGUAGGGGGUACUUUUAGCUGCAGCCAGAAAGAUAGUUCACCACUUGCAAAAUAUGAAGGGGUAUGUGCAUGUGAUGUAUAAAUAUCUGAACUACAGUGGACAAAUUUGACUUGCUCCCUUAGUUCAGACUCCAGUGUAGCUAAUCCUUUUACUUCAUAGACAUGUUCAAGACAAAUUAUUAAAAUUCAAGCCUGAUUGGUUGUGAUGUUAAGGGGUGACUUUUAGGGACUUCAAGGGAAUGUUGUGAUGGGCAAAACAUAUUAUUUUUAGCACAAUUACAAAACAACAGGCAAACCCCUGAGAACCAGCUGCAGGCUUCACCUUCGAAUUAAAGCAGAAAAAGGAGCAUUGUGAGUUUUAGGAUGCUUCUGAGCUGUUCCACGUCAGCUCUCAACUAUGACAACUAUUUCAUCCUGUUGGCAAGUUCAAGUAUCUGCAGCAGCCCUCUCUGUUCAAGCUGCAAUCGAAAUCUGUAAACAAAUGCGUAAGUGGAGUCAUGAGCAUUGAAGCUGCUUCAGAUGGGCCUGCAGGUACAGGGGGCAUAGGGGGGCUGGUUUUCAUUUUGUGUGAGAGGGCAAUGAUCUGAAAGGAAGUUUCCUGUGGGCUGAAGUCAAGGCUUUGUUUUCUCCCAUUUACUCUGUGGGAGGUCUUGAGGGACAUGAUCGGAUGGGCGUUCUUCAGGGUUAGGCAGACGUCAGAGUAACAUAAUAGCUAAGGGAAUCAGCUGCAAACCAGGAAGUCUCUUGUUCCCAUCCUCACCUCUGCGGUGAAAACUUUCUUGGUAGCCCUUAGUGUCUCUUCUCAGCCUCAACCUCACUGCAUCUGCAGUGUGAGGAUAAUAAUACUGAACAACCCUUCAGGAUUAUUUCAACAACUACAGUAUUUAAAUAAAGAGGUUUAUGAAUGUGAGGCAGUAGCAAUAUUUCUGUUUGGAAGAGCUGUACGUUAGGCAGCCCUGAUUUUGUGUGAGAGCUCGUAUGUUGUUUAUUAUAAUGUUCUUAAGCAGCAAGCGCCCGAGUUUGACUUAAAACACCUUACAGUAACAUUUUAGAAGUAGGGACUUGUGCCCAACAGCAAGUUGCUCUGCUGUGCCAAAAAUAACAAUAGCAAUAAAAAAAAUAGUUGGCGUGUUACUUAGUUUUGGGGAAGAAGAAGCUGGUUUGUUCCAAGAAGAGGGUUUUGUUGUUGUUGUUCUCUCCGAUAGUAAACGAGCUGUACUCUGAAAUAUAAUUUCCAGCUGCCCAUUUAAAACUUUCUUUUUUUGACAGAUCAUGAUCGAGUUUUGCCCUGGUGGAGCAGUGGAUGCUACUAUGCUGGGUAAGUGACAUGAAGCAUCUUAACAAUGAAGCCCCUUUUAAGGUCUUUCAGCACAUUGAAUGUCUGUGUUCUGGUUGUUCCUCCCACUCACAUCCCUGCAGGAAAGCAGAGCAUUAGGUUUCUGUCCAAAACAUGCAUGUGAACAGGCUGAAACUGAUCAUGUGCACGCAUGAGGGAUUAGGGAGGGGGAAGACAUCUGCCAUCGAGGAGGGUAUUAUUUUCCACGGCUUGACUCAGACCCAACACAAGAAGCAAGCAUGUGGCUGCUGUGCUUUCCCAGACUUACUGGGAAUGAUUGCUCCAUGUUAUAGUAUUUGGGGGUGAAUGUGAGGAGAAGGGGUCACAGCAGCUACUGCUUUUAAAAGAGCAAGCCCACACAAAGACUGUCUUAUAGCAAUGAGACAUAGCCUAGAUUUGCUCUGGCUGAGUUUUCAAGAACAGUAGCUAUGGCAGGGGGUUGUGUGAGUUUGCCAAUCUUCCUGGAAGGGGGAGAAAGGGAGCUUUCAGUUUCUCAGGAUCUGAGUCUCCUGUUUAACCAGGCAAAGCAUAUCUCAUUUCACAGGUACCCUCCAGGUUUGGGGAUUCGCUUUUAGAGGAAAAUGGGGGAACAGGAGGGGGAACUGAGCUAUAUUUCAAAGGCCUAGAUCAUGUCUGGCAUCUAUGCUCCAGGCAGCAGGUGGUGAAGCUACGUACUCUUACAGGAGGCAAUGUACAGAGGUCACAAGUCUAAACUCCCAGCCUGUGGUUUUCAGGAAAGAAGGGCUGGGACAUUAAAUUCAUGACCAGCCAUUGGGGGGGGGGGGUUGAUUCUCACUGUGGUGAAUGAAUUCCAAGUGUGCAUUUUGUAUUUGUUAUGAAUUUCCCCCUGUCACAGCUAACCACACAGACAGUUGGGAUUGCAGAGGAUUGGCAUCCUGCAAAUUCUCUUAGACAGCUUUUGGUAUCUUUGGGAAACCUAUUCAGUGGUAUUCAACUCUGUCUUACUCAGAGCAGUCUUACAUGGAAAUUAAGGGACAUACCCUGAGUAAAACUUAAUUGAAUUUCACCCUUCGGAAGAAGCAUAGGAGCAGAAAUGCUUGCCCUGAAAAAAUGAUCUCCUUACCACUACAUUGAAUUCUACCCAUAUAUCUGAGGGAAUGCCAGCCCUGUUUUCUUUUUCCGUCAGGGUCCACCUACAUCUGGGAUGGGGAGCCAGUGGCCCUCCAGGUGUUCUUGGGCUCAAACUCCCAUUGCCCCCAUCUAGCAUGUGGUCCAGCAAAAUCUGGGGGGUCACAGGGUCUCCAUGCCUGGCCUAAAAUCACUAUUUCCCUAAUCAAAGUAGGCGAAAGAGAAACCACCCACUGAAACAAAUACGGCUCUCCCAAUGUCCAAAGCAAAGGCGUAUUGCUCAUGAACAGAAACAAUUGUCUUGAAACGCCUCAUCUGCAUUCACUGUGUUCUAGUAGAGCAAGAUUAAAUAUCGUAUGUUUGUCGUAUUUUACUCUCAGCCUAGUGGUUAUGCGUUAGGGCUAUGAGCUUUGAUAUGUUGCAUAUACAAAUUAAUCAGUGAAAUGUUUAACUUCAGAAUAAGCUCUGCAGUGGUUUCCCCUUUUCAGUUCAUAACCAAAGCUGGCAGAUAUUUUGCACCUCAGAAUAAUCCACUGCUGUUUCCCUUUUCUUUUUUAAAUCUGAGGGAAUGUCGCCUUUGGCAGAAAAAAAGUUGCUCACCCCUGAUGUCUAUACAGUUGUUAAUUCAAACCCAGGGCAAAAGUCAACCCUGUUCCUUGAAGCUAAAUUUAGGAGCCUUUUCCGAUUGCCUCUGUUUUAUAGAACUGGAUCGAGGCUUGACCGAACCCCAGAUCCAAGUGAUCUGCCGCCAGAUGCUAGAAGCCCUAGACUACCUCCACAGCAAGAAGAUAAUCCAUCGGGACCUGAAGGCAGGCAACGUGCUGCUGACCCUGGAUGGAGACAUCAAGCUUGGUGAGGCAAACUAGUUAGCCCUUGUGUAAGAUGGGUGCAAAGCUGCUUCCUGCACACAGUGAGAUGAGUGGCUGAGAACAGUGGCUGAGGCGUUGUUGUUGUUGUUAUUUAUUAUUUCAAAAACAGCAACUGUAAGAGCUGUUGUGUGACCACAUGAGAAAAUUAUGCAUGCUUGGCUGCUGUAGAAUAAUCAUUUGUUAGGUUUGUUUUCUUUCCACCCUUUUCCUCUGAGCAGCUGGGAGCCACGUUGUAGCCUUGCAGCAUCCCUGAGGGGUCAUUUGAGCAGAGAGACAGAGACCUACUGAAAGCUACCCAGUAAGCUUCCUGGCCAAGCAGGGAUUUUCAACCCUCUCUCAAGAAGAUCUCAAACAGUGUAUUUACUUAGAAGUCAGUCUCAGUACAUUCACUGAGACUUACUCCCAGGUAACUGUGCAUAGAAUUAGACACGACAAAAAGCAGAAACAAUGUUAACUGGUCUCAAACAAAUUUUUGCAGUGUAGAGUGCUGCGAAUUCUAUACUGCAGUCAGUUAACAAUGUGGUCUUUCAAAAUACUCAAUUACAUUCAGUUAUGAUUUGAUAUCUGUUCAUAUUCCUCUUUGGACUGUCUUGAGGGAUGCCCCUUAGAGAGGGUUUUCCUAUUAUGUUUGUACUUUUGCAAACCUUUGAGUUUCCAGAAACGUAUUUGUAACCUAGAAUCAGUUAGUGUUGACAUCAGCUAAAUCUGUGAAUGGAGAGGUGCUGAGGGUCCCCCCCCCCAGCUUAAUUAGAAUAUUUUUUUCUCUUCACCCUAGAAUUCGUAGGGUUCUAAAAACUGUGAUGAAGUUACUUUGCACGGUACACUUUUCUUUUUUUAAAAAAAAUAAUAUUUAUUAAUAGUUUCAGAAUUACAGGAAAAAAAGAAAAAAUAGGAAACAACACUACAAUACAUAAAAAAGAAGAAAAAAAGCAAAACAUAAAAACCAAUACAACAAUACAGCAAAAAGAUAAAAAAAGGGGGGGAGACACAAAUCCCACAUUACAUAUCUUUAACUUCCAUUUGCUUGUUUCAUUGACCUCCUCACACCUCCCUUUUUGUAUUCUAGUUUAAUUAGUUAUUUCAGCAAAUUCUUUCCAUCUUUCUCAAUUUUUAUUAAAUAAUUUAUCUUAACAAUUUAACCUAUUAAUUAACUCAACAAAUCCUUUCCAUCUUUUCCCCAUAUUCUGUUAUUCAAAUUACCUUAAUUUAUUUAACCUUAUCUUACCGUAAAAUACCUUAGAGCUUGAAACUUAAUACUCAAUUAUACAUAACUCCUGAUAUCAUUUCUACUAGAGCCAUAUAGUUUCAUCCCAACAUUUUCCCUAAUAUUCAUUAAUUUUAGGCUAAUUCCCUAAAUAAAAAUUUUUCUUUAUAAAUUUUCUUCCAAUCUUCAUCCAACGUCUCUUCUUCCUGGUCUCGGGUCAUGUCAGUCCUUACUGUCCAUUCCAUCUAAUCCAUCAACCUGGUAAUCUUAUGUCCGAGGCCCUUAAGUCUCUUCCAUGUCCCUUCUGCAGAUCUUCUUCUUCUUGUUUAUACCUGCACUUUUCCUUCUCUUUUGUUGGUCUCUUUCUUAAUUUCUUUCCUUUCUCAUUGAGGAGUAGGUCUCUGGGAGGUUCCAACCCAAGAUUAUCUCCGUCUCCCUUCAUCAAACCAGCCCGUUCCCCACAGUCCCACUCCCCACAGUCAUCAAUGUAAUCCAAAAAAUAUAUAAGAGCAUAUUUCAAAGUCUCUCCAAAGUUGAGAACCUCCUCAGCUCCAGGCUCCCCCUGGCCCACUCCAACUUCAAUCUUUUUUUUUUUUAUAAGAUAUUUAUUAAGAUUUUUUAAAAUAUUACAAUAAAAAUGACAAAAAAAUGACAAAAAUACAAAAUAAAAAUAGUUAAAAACACACAGAUUUUCCAUUACUUCUUUUCCUGUGACUUAUUUCCCGGACCGCCUCAUACCUCCCUUUGUUGUAUUCCACUUCUAUCUGUUGGGUCAGCAAAUCCUUUAAAAGUAAUAAUAUUAAAUUUUUACCUAUUUAUAACCCUUUUUCAUAUUCCCUUAAAGCAUUACAGCUGGAAACCACUUAAUUACUAUCCAACAUCAUUCUAACAUUCAUUAAUUUUACAAUAUUUCUGUAGAUAAUCUUUGAAUUUCUUCCAAUCUUCUUCCACCGACUCUUCUCCCUGGUCUCGGAUUCUGCCAGUCAUUUCUGCCAGUUCCAUAGUCCAUCACCUUCAUCUGCCAUUCUUCCAGAGUGGGUAGAUCUUGUGUCUUCCAAUACUUUGCAAUGAGUAUUCUUGCUGCUGUUGUGGCAUACAUAAAAAAAGUUCUGUCCUUCUUUGGCACCAAUUGGCCGACUAUGACUAGGAGAAAGGCCUCUGGUUUCUUCAAGAAGGUAUGUUUAAAUACCUUUUUCAGUUCAUUAUAUAUCAUUUCCCAGAAGGCCUUAAUCCUUGGGCAUGUCCACCAAAGGUGAAAGAAUGUACCUUCAGUUUCUUUACAUUUCCAGCAUUUAUUGUCGGGCAAAUGAUAAAUUUUUGCAAGCUUGACUGGGGUCAUGUACCACCUGUAUAUCAUUUUCAUAAUAUUCUCUCUUAGGACAUUACAUGCCGUAAACUUCAUACCUGUGGUCCAUAACUGUUCCCAGUCAGCCAUCAUUAUGUUAUGUCCAACAUCUUGUGCCCAUUUAAUCAUAGCAGAUUUCACCGUUUCAUCCUGAGUAUUCCAUUUCAACAGCAAGUUAUACAUUCUUGACAAAUUCUUAGUUUUGGGUUCUAACAGUUCUGUUUCCAAUUUUGAUUUUUCCACCUGGAAGCCAAUUUUCUUGUCCAAAUUAUAUGCCUCCAUUAUCUGAUAAUAAUGAAGCCAGUCUUGCGCUUUAUUUUUUAGUUUCUCAAAACUCUGCAGUUUCAGUCUAUCUCCAUCUUGUUCCAAAAUUUCCCAAUAUUUCGGCCAAUUGGCCUCCAUAUUGAGCCUUUUCAGAGCUUUCGCUUCCAUCGGUGACAGCCACCUUGGGGUUUUGUUUUCCAACAAAUCCUUGUAUCUUAUCCAAACAUUAAACAGUGCUUUCCUGACAAUAUGGUUUUUAAAUGCUUUAUGCGCUUUGACCUUGUCAUACCACAGAUAUGCAUGCCAUCCAAAUACAUUGUUAAAACCUUCUAAGUCCAAAAUGUCUGUGUUUUCAAGAAGUAGCCAUUCUUUCAACCAGCAAAAAGCUGCUGAUUCAUAGUAAAGUUUAAAGUCUGGCAGGGCAAAUCCACCGCUUUCCUUUGCAUCAGUUAAUAUCUUAAAUUUUAUUCUGGGCUUCUUGCCCUGCCAGACAAAUCUAGAAAUAUCUCUCUGCCACUUCUUGAAACAGUCCAUCUUGUCCACAAUUUGCAAUGUUUGAAACAAAAACAGCAUUCUAGGCAAUACAUUCAUUUUUAUCACAGCAAUACGACCCAACAGUGAAAGCUUCAAAUUUGACCAGAUUUCUAAAUCUUUUUUUCACUUCUGUCCAACAUUUUUCAUAAUUAUCUUUAAAUAAGUUCCCAUUUUUGGCUGUCAUGUUAAUCCCCAGGUAUUUCACUUUCUUAACCACAGUCAGGCCUGUCUCAUUCUGAAACCUCUCUCUUUCAAUCAGUGUUUAAUUUUUCUCUAAAACCUUAGUUUUUAACUUGUUCAGUUUAAAUCCUGCCAGUUGACCAAAUUCUUGAAUUAGUUCUAAAACCCUUUUAGUACUAGAUUCUGGCUCCUGUAACGUCAAUACUAAGUCAUCUGCAAAUGCUCUCAGUUUGUACUGUUUGGCUCCGACCUGUAUACCUUUAACCAACCGGUCCCUUCUAAUCAUAUUCAGCAGAACCUCCAGGACCGAUAUAAAAGCAGUGGGGAGAUUGGGCACCCCUGUCGUGUCCCUUUUUCUAUCUUAAAUUCUUCCGUCACCACAUUAUUUACAAUUAAUUUAGCCUUUUGUUCAGAGUAUAUUGCACCUAUACCAUUUUCAAAACCUUGGCCUACCCUCAUCCCCUGUAGGUUCUUCUUCAUGAAGCUCCAAGAGAUGUUGUCAAAGGCUUUCUCCGCGUCUACAAAUAUCAGAACUGCUUUAGUGUUUAUAUUCACUUCUAGUUUUUCCAAAAUAUCAAUUAUAUUUCUCAAAUUAUCAGACAAGUGUCUUCCUGGGACCAACUUCAAUCUUCAAAAACAGCGGCUUAUGCUCCUGCAGGGCCUCAGAUCUCUCCAUUUGUAUUAUUUGAGGUGCAACCGCAACCUCCUCCAUUAUCUUCUGCACUUGCCCAAUCAAUACAGGUUCCUGAGUUGAUCCCUGAAUGGUUUCUGUAUCAAUAUUCCCUGGUUGUCCACAGUUAUUGACCACAGCAGUCAUCAAAUCCGUUUUCUCAUUCAUCAAAUCCAUCUUCUCAUGCAUCUGUUCCAACAAAGCACUUGUCUUGCAUAAAGCAAGCACCAAGACUUCCUCCCAGCUCAUAUUUAGUCAAGUUCGAAAGGACUGGUCCCACGAUCUUAAUCUCACAGCUGUAGAGUCCUCAAGUAGACUGCAGCAACAAUUUAGCAAGCUCCCUCUAGAGGAGACAAUUUCUAUUUGUAUCCAUCUUUUUAAGGCAAGUCCAACAAAGGAAAAAUACUUUCAUUUUUCAGAUAUUUUGUUUCUUUAGAAUGCAAAAGGCAACAUUGGAAUCAGUUUAUUUCUCUUCUUUAGCUAUCUGUCAAAGUAUUCCAUUCACAGUCAAUGAACCUCUCCAACAAUUUCUGUCUCUGACACCCUGUUCCCAGGUUAGAGACAGUGGAAACUUAUCUUUCUUCACUCCCUCUCCUGCAGGCAUUAAACAAAGUCCCCCCCUUUUCUCCUGCUUCCAAGGGGGUUUCAGUAGUUAUAAAUGAAGGAAAUUUAGACUUUUUUAACAACUUUCCAGGCUUUAGCUUACAAGGUUUUUGCUUCAGUCUAUAUACAAAAAGCGGAAGGCGGACUUCCUGUUUUGAACCUUCCCGCUUCGGUGCCAAAUUAAGAUAUUUCUUGAUCCAAUUUUCCGUUUCUACUCACGGGUACUUGUUUUAAAUCCAAUUGUCCACAGGAAAAAGUCAACGCUCUCCGGCAAUGGCUGUGCGGCUUCACUCCGUGAAAGUAGCAAUCAGUUCGCAGCACCGCGCCGCUCACCCCACUUCACUCUGUGAAGGGAAGUUUUCCCUUCAACUCUGGAACCCCAAAAUGGGGUUCCCCGUGAGUAGGGGAGGCGCUCCUGGUGCCCUGCCGAACCCCACGUUCCCAGGCUUCCUCCGCCUGGGAUUUCUAGCGGGUCCCCACCUUCGCCGCGGCGGGAAGACCCAGUUUCCACGGAGCCAGUUCCUCCGGUCGGAGGAACUCCGCCAUUCGCCGAUGGCGCUAACCCGGAAGUCCUGCACGGUACACUUUUCAAAGACCCUCCUUUAUAAACGGGAUUGUGCUGAUUAACUCUGGAUGUGGACAUAAAUCCUCUGCAUGCAAAAUCAGUUUGAUGCAGGCAGGCAGAAGGACAUCGAGAAAGCAGUUGCUUGCUAUGGUAAUGUGCUGCAAGAAGCCUGAAGUGAUCUUCCUGGCAUGGGAGCAAAGUUCAGUUUCUGUAUCAGAAGUUGGUCUCUUUUGCUGAUGCUAGCUGUGAUUAUCCCCUUCUGAGACGGUUUUUAUUAGAAUCACAGAUUCGUAGAGUAGGAAAUGACCACAAGGAUCAUCUAGUCCUGCAAUGCAGAAAUAUUUCACCCAACGUGGGGCUGAAACUCAUGCUCUACUGACUGAGCUACACAGGGAUGUUAGCAGAACUUUGGCCUUCCCUUUGGCUCCUGCUCAGACUUGCUGAGCUAAAAUUAUGCCAGUUCCGCCUCUUUGAAUGAUAGUACCCACCGGAAUGGAUGUUCUUCAGAAUGGGGAUUGGUUGUACUGGGUCCAGAAAGACUUAAAGCAAAACAAAAAACCAACAACAAAUCUGGGGUCAUCAUCUGUAGAAUUUAAAGGGGAGACUGAUAAAUGCAACUUUUCUCAUUCUGUAUGGGAUUGUGUAUAAAUGGAUGUCUGCCACAGGAAUUGGCAUGUUUUCUGUGCAAGCUGGAGAGGGUGUAGUUUGUUAGCAAGGACAGGGUGACGUUUCCUACACUUCAUCACCUUUUCAGUGGAAAUUUUCUAGAAAGAGGAGGAAGAAUAACCCUUAACACAAAAUAGAACUGCAGACAACAGCAGGAAGCAAGAGAAAACAAUUGAUGGUUUGUUAGGAUUUUGCUGAGGUAUCCAACUACUUAACUGUUAAAAUAAAGCAAAAUGCUCCCCUAACCUGAUGGGAAAUGAAAGGGCUUCCUUUAGCGUCCCCUGUUAUUGUGGCAGAAUAAAAUAAAUAAAUACAAUUACCUUGGCUUUGGUGGGGUGCAGUUAGCAAAAAUCUGGUACAGUAUUUAAGCUUCUGACCCUCAUUGGGACAGUCUCUUUUGUCGAUGUGAGAUGGAUUUUGCUCCAUGUGAUUAUUGUGCAUGCGUCGUGGUUACCUAGAACUCCUCUGUUUGUUAAAAUCACGUUCCACUUUGCAUCUGCUGAUGAAAAAUGUGUCCAGCUACAAGUAGUCCUAGAGCUUGUCCACACUUCUGCUUAUCCCGUGCCUAGAAAGCACAGGUCUGAGUGGUUUCCCCUUUGCCCCACUCCUCUCCCGGGGAGACAAGAGGGAGUGUGGAUAAGCCCUUGCACUGUGUCAGAACCUUAGCCUAGGGUCUGGGCAUUGUCCUGGCCACUUCGAUAAUCGUUGAUUGUUUUCAGAGAGUCUCUUGGUGACAGACGGUAGCUCUUUGCUUGAGCUGCUUAAGGCAUACAAGCACCUUGCAGCCGGUAUCAGAGGAUUUAACAUGAUCAAACUCUUUUCAGCGGAUUUUGGAGUAUCUGCCAAAAACAUGAAGACUUUGCAAAGACGGGAUUCCUUCAUUGGGACACCAUACUGGUGAGUAAAUGAAUUCAGAUUUACAAUAUGCUUGAAAAGGCUACCACCAAAUAAGGGCAUGUAUAUUCUAGCUCAAGAAUGAAGGUGCUACCUGCCUCUUGGCUGAAUUGUAAACUAUCCACACAAGUGGAAGUGUGUGUCAGAGAAUGUGUGGCCAUGUGUAUGUGCCGUGUGCUUGGUGUUUUACUCCUGGGGUCCCCCAAAUGGCACCCCAGCACCAUCAGACACCUGCCAAGGUCCCCAGCCCCUCUUAGCCUUUUUUAAAAAUGGAAAUGUUUUUUGCCAUGGUGGGCUGUUGCCUGUUUUUUGCCUGCAUUUCAUUUGUUUUGUGUUUUUGGAGGGGGAGCAUUGUAGGUGUUCUGCCUCUAUUUGAUGGUGUCUGAGUAUAACGUGUUUUUCUUCUGCAAAACAGAUAUUUUGUGGUGCUCGUAAUGGUUUCUUAGGUUUCCAAAGGUGCCCCAGAGCUCAAGAAGGUUGAGGAUCUCUGUUUUACUCUCAGUGCUGUGCAAUUACAUCUUUGUGUGUAUUUUAAUGAAUUGAAUCAUAAGAGAUUCAUAAGAGUGCACAUGUCUGCUAGCCCUGGAGGUUGGUGGGAGACAGGCUGUGCCAGUGGUUGCCACAUUUGGGCUCAGAAGGCAGGAACCGGCCAGUUGACUGGCUAGGGGCACAUGCCCUGCUUUGCCCGCCAAGAUUCCCUCCUGUAGAGUUGAGCCCUGCCUGCCUCCUCCCUGGACCCUUCUCACUACAAAGUGCUUCAAGCAUAGGGGGACACAAAGAGUACAUCAACAAACUUGCACAGGAGGGAAACUAUAUUGAGAGUCCUGCAUUUCAGGGGGUUGGACUAGAUGAUUCUUGGGGUCCCUUCCAACUCUCCAAUUCUAUGAGUCUAUGCAAAUAUGCAAGAGGCUUCAAACCAAGAUGAAAGGCAGCUUUUAAUUAUUGUUUUAUGUGACAUCAGUGGAAAUGCUACAAGUCUCGUAACUGGAAUGAGAUGUUGAUGAAUCUAGGCCAUUCUCUCUCCCUGCUCCUCUCUUUUACUCCCUACCAUUUGGUGGAAUGUCCUUUCUGAAGCAGUUCCAAGUGUAUGAGAGCAGUGAUUCACUCUAGGAAUUUAAUCUCUAAAUCAGCCACGUUGCUAAGGGGAUGCAAUCAGUGAGCAUUAAUUUGCCAUCUAAAGCAACAUCCAGGCCAGAUGUCAUUGGCCUGCUGGUUUUCUGUCACUGCAGCCUGUUGAGAAUGGAGAGAUGAAUGGUGGUUGCCGGAGGGGGGCGGGUGAACUGGAUACUGUCUUUAGCCGAUAGAUUUAACCAUUUCCACGUCCCAUUUAUCGCAAUGGGAGAAUUACGUGUGUGCUCAACUCUCCAGUAGAAAUCAGUGUGACCUAUAAGUGCUUAACUCUGGAUAGAUCAUGCCAAGGGCAGCAGAAGAGGCUUCUCCCCAAUUUAUUCAAGAACUAGCUGCAGAGUCAUAUUUCUGAUGCUUACAACUGACUCUAGGCUAAUAACUGAUUAAAUAGAUAGAUUAACUGGGAUGGGGAGGUGCUCUUCAAAACUACUGAUCAAUAGUAAUAUGUUGGUAGCAGAGCACCCUAUUCUUUGUUACUUUCUUUUUAGGAUGGCUCCUGAAGUGGUGAUGUGCGAGACCAUGAAAGACACCCCCUACGACUACAAGGCUGACAUCUGGUCCUUGGGCAUAACUCUGAUAGAAAUGGCCCAGAUAGAGCCUCCUCAUCAUGAACUCAAUCCCAUGAGGGUCCUGCUGAAAAUAGCCAAAUCUGAUCCUCCCACUCUUAACUAUCCCUCAAAGUGGUGAGAAGACUUUUUUUUUUUUCACUUGUGGGUCUGUGAGAGGGAGUCUGUCUCUUGGUCGGUCUCUGUUUAUUUACCCAAACAACUGUGGGUCACCUUUGUCUAGAUCAAGAUAAUAACAAGGACUAACUUCUUCUGUACAAACCCCCACUUGUCCAUGUGCUUACUGAAUAACCUUUGUUGUUGUUGUUGAAUAACCUUAGGCAAGACCAAUUUUUCAACCUACCCUAUUUCCAUGAAGCUCUUUCAUGAGGAUGGGGGAGAUAACCCAAUGUAUGCCACUCUGAGCUCUUCAGAGGAAGGGUGCCAUACAAACUUAGCAUAUAAUAGCACCAGGCUUCCCCAACCUGGUGCCUCCUUGAUGUUUUGGGUUGCAUCCUGAGAGCCACCACUGGUCAGAGUCAGCCAUGGGUGUGAAACUGGAUCUGGCCCAAUUCCCACCCCUUACAGGCCAACUUUCAGUUCUCUACACACAUCUGGCCUAUACAUCUUUGCCCUUUCACUCCUUUAGAGUAUUUUCUGUGCAUUCUCCAAAUGUAUAGAUGCUGCAUUGGAGUAAAUACCUAGCCAGACCUUCUGGUUGUUAAAGGGAGGAGUGAACAGCCCUGAAGCUUUUUCUCCCUAUGCUCCGCAGUCCAAAUCAUACAGGAUCACAUUCAAUGAAAAUCACUGGGUGUUAGCUUCCAUGGAUAAACUUGCUUGUGACACAGUUUCUGCAGUCGUGUGUAGAAACUGCCAACAAGUUCUUUGUCCUGGCUUUACAUAGAAGACAACAUUGGAUGGGAAAGCGGGGGGGGGGGGCAGGAUGAUGUUAUUAUCGCUUGCCUGACAGAAGGCUUUGUAUUAACACGAGCUCAAGCGUACAAUUGUCCUCAUGUGAGCUUGCUAACAUUUGAGCUUUUUGGCAUGAAUUGAGAAAUAGAGUGACAGCAUGUAACUUGCUUCUGAACAGCUGUUGCUCCGGAGCUUUAAAGGGAAGUGCUAAAUCUGUAAUUAACCAGGCAACAUUUCUGCGUAUUCAGAAAAUGUUAUUUUUUAAAAUAUGUUUGUGCUGCUUUGUCUCAAUAGCUCUUCCUUUCAACCCAUUAGGGCUAACUGAACAAUAAUUUGUCGUGAUAAUACUGGGAAUAUAAUUGGUGUGGGCUGUGGGGUGCUUGGAACCGUUUCCUCCCUUCUGAAGUUCUAGCCAACUCUUGUUUGUUUCUUUGUGCAUAAAGGUCUCCAGAAUUUAAUGACUUCCUGAAGACUGCGCUUGAUAAGAACCCCGAGACACGUCCGACUGCGGCACAAUUGCUGGAGGUAAGUGCAGGAUCCCCAGUCAAUAAAUGCAUAAAAUACAUACAUACAUGAGCAACUGCUUGCAGGUUGGUAGCCCAUGUAGUACAAACUUGUUUUUGGUGUGCUGAUGCAUAGAAAAGUUGAGCCUGUCUGCUGUAAUUGUGGCUCCUAACUGGACACAAACUAUACCACUGUUAGGAGGUAUAGCAAUGCAAAUUUGACUGCCAGUGCUGACUGCCCAGCCUCCCCAUACUUUUACUGGGCCUUCCAGUUGCUUCCACCUACCCACCCUCUUACUUGGCUCCAGUGUAAAAAAGGUGACUGUAAUUUUCUAGCAGCACUCAUACAGCAGCCACCAUUCCUAGAUACUUCUUUAUUUUGGAAAAUUCUCCUUGGCUACUUUAGAACCAUGCAUAGCAUUUGUGUGUAUUUUUUCAGUUUCUGUCCAAAUGGUUAUGCUUUACUAUGAGCCUUUGGGUAAAAAGGAAAAGUUGUCUAAUCGAUAGAUGGAGGAGAGGGAGUCUGCAUCUAAUGUGGCUUGUUGGAAGAGUUCUGAGUGUAUUGACUCUAUGAAACAGAGAGGAAAUUGGCAGUACUGUAUUGUCAACCAGGGGACGAUUUCUUAAUGAAGUUUGGUGCCAGUUCGCAUGCUUACUUGGUUGGAUGACCCUCUUUCUGUGGUGCUAGGAAGUAGAUGUGCGCACACACCUCUGCACUAUGCAUGUAAUGGCACAAGUGACUUGUCCGCUGCACAUGGAGGUCCAAAUCUGGAGAUUAUUCCUCUCCAGGAGGAAGAACAGAAAGCAUGAGUGGGAAUUGGGGCUGCACAUGGAGCACAUGUGUCAUACAUUAAUAGUGCAGCCCUAUGAAUGUCUCCUCUGAAAUGAGCCUUGUGGAGUUCAGUGGUGCUUCCUCCCAGGUUAGUGUUAAGGACUAUGCAGCCUCAAUAGCCUGCGAUGUGCCUUUUCCUCUGUGAACGAGGGUAAAUGUGCCAACAGACUUUGAGUCUAUUCUGCUUAGUUUGUAUACAGGGUUUUUACACUGUUGCCAGGUAUGUUUGUACUUAUGCAAGCCAUCUUGGUACAGAGCACAUGGGGCUCUUAAGGACCAGGUCACACGCUCCUUUCAGCUGCUUGAGUUGCUCAUGGGAACACUGUUCUUGUGUAAGCAUUGUAAUCGGGUCUGGGGGAUUAUGGCUAUCAAGCUGUAACAACUUCCAUGUUCAAGAACAUUAAUAUCGAAGGCCCCAUCUGCACAGCCCAUUUAGAGCAGUAUCAUGCCACUUUAAGCAGUCAUGCUUUCCCAAAGGAUCCUGGGAAGUGAAGUUUGUUAAGGGUGCUGAGAGUUGUUAGGAGAGCACUACUCACCUCACAGAGUUCCCUGGGAAGAUGGAUUGUUGUUUAACUACUCUCUGAAUUGCAGCUCUGAGAUGGGAACAGGGAUCUCUUAACAAUUCUCAGGACUCUUAACCAACUGCAGUUCCCACGGUUCUUUGGGAGAUGCUAUGACUGUUCAAAGUGUCACAGUACAGCUUUCAGUCAAAUCAAUCAGUUUAUUUGUUUGCUGCCUUUCCAAAGUUAACACCAUGCUCAAGGCAGCUUACAACAUAUUUUUAAAAAAUUGCAUAGCUACAAACAUAACAGAAGUAGUCAUAAACAACAAACAAAACAACAAAAGUGCACAACCAAACUGAACAAUUUCCACAUAGAUCGUAAGAUUCAAAAUAAAGAUACAAAAAAAUUAACAGCAACAGCCCCCCGCAAAAAAACCCACCCUAUACAAAUACCCCAGGCCAAGAUUCUGUUCACCAGCCUCAGCUUUUGUAGCUGGAGUCAGUCAGGGUCUCGCCCUCCCAGGUCAUGUGGGAAAAGACCUGCAAGGCUGGGAGGGAGCAGGUCUUCCAGGACUUAGAGCCAAUAUGUAUAGUGCAAAUGGGAGCCAAUUGCUGCCCCAUGGAUUGGAUGUGACCCAUGAGGAUUUUUGUCUGCCUCACUGCAAUCCUGCUCAGUUUUAAUCAAGGUGUUUUGAAACUCUUCCCCCAUAGUUUCACCUGCAAGAGAAAAAGAGAGAAUUGUUCCCCGCAGUUGUGAGAGACAAGUAUUCUACAUCUUUGCAUUUUUUUCUACUUGGGUAGUUGUUUUCUCCAACUAUCUUAACCACAACUGUGCCACAAACUUAGCUGAGCCCUCACAACACAUGCAGGGGUCGAAUUGCAUUACAAAAUGCCCUUCUGGUCCCUGUAUUGCUUUCUGGAGAGACUGUUUUGCUCCCAAGAAUACAGAGAUUUCCUGCCUGUGAUCUAGCAUGUCCAUUUCAAAGCUAGAGAGGAUGCAGACUGCCCAUAGCACUUGUAUGAGAGAUUACAUUGCUUAUGAGUCUACUUGCAUGAAUGAAUUUGGGCAGGGGUGGGGGGAGCAGCUGAAAGUGGCCCCUGAAGUCCACUUUGAGUCAUCAUGACUUGGGUUGCAGGAUUGUUCAUUCCAAUACGGUCACACGUUCUUGGUUUUCAGCAUCCUUUUGUCAGCAAGGUCACUACUAACAGAGCCCUACGUGAGCUUGUGGCUGAGGCAAAGGCUGAAGUGAUGGAGGAAAUUGAAGACAAUAGAGAGGAAGGAGAAGAGGAUGACUCACCAGAAUGUGCAUCUGUAAGUUUCAUUCUUUCUGUUGUCUUUCAUUCUUUCUAUCUAUCCUGCUGCAUGAAGGAAACGCUUCUUUUUAAGAAGGAAGGCAAACCCCAACACCUGCGGGAAUACACAAAAUGCUUAUAUUUUUCAAAAAGCUUUCACAAUGAAAGCUAGCUAGAUACAGAAAAGUAAACUGAGGACCACCUUUGACCCCUGCAUUGACUGUGUUUUGCUCAGGGGUGGGGGCAAGGAGCCACUUUGUUGUUUCUCAUGCAGGUGGACAGGAAAAAUGCCUCCUUGGUUGGGGAGCGAUUCCUCUUCACGCAGCAGCCAACAAGCCCUGGAAACAAUGUGAUGGGCAGAAAGCCAGUCCCUUCGCUUUCCUCUCGUGAGAGAAGUCUCCUAAGUUAAUGCUGAAUGUGUCUCUUCAUGUGUAACCCUCACUAUAUGGCUAAAACGGCCACAUGGGAAGAUGUUGUCUGCUGCCUCCUUUGCCGCAAGGAUAAUGUCCCUGUGCCAUUUGGGACUAAAAAUGUGUUCUACGCCCUGGAUCCUGCUGACUGGUAUUGGGCUUGGCUCGUGCAGAUAGGAGGCUAUAGGAGAAGUUGUGUGUGUGUGUGUGUGUGUGUGUGUUCGUUCAUUCGUUCAUUCAUUCAUGGAAGCAGUUCAGAAACAACUGGCAAGAUUAAAUAUGUUGUUGAUGGCUGAUGCCAGGGUUCCAAUCUAAAAGAGGUCUGUUCUGACCCAGGGCAAGGGAUGCGGGGGACAUGUUCCUUAUCCUACAUGGAACUUUUCUGUGGAGAAAAUGAUGAAACUGCUUCAGGCACAACGCCGUUCCCUGGAGCCUGACAAACCAGACUUUGGAGUUUUUGCAGACUUCCUUCGAUUGUCUAGGACUUGGACAGAAAAUAGACAAAGUUUCAAGGGGGUAGUUGAAAUCGCCAAGAGAGGUGCGUUUUCAACAUUCAUGAAAACAAACCGAAAACUCUUCUCAUGGAAGCUCUAGUUGUCGGAGCAGAGUCACUGCUCUGUGUCCUACACCUGCACCCCAACCCAUUGUUCCCUUAAACUCAAGCACCUGGUGCCAGUCCUGAGAAAGAAGUUAAGGAGUGCUUCCUCUCUGACUGAAGCUUCAAUUAGGAAAUGCAAGCCUGGCUCCUCAAGGGAGGUGGGGGCGUUGAGGACGAGUGGCUGUGUGUUUCCUUCUCCCUCCCAACUCUGGAAGUACCUUUAGAAGUGGGAAGAGCAACACAACUGCUGUCCCUGAGGGGGUCCUCAUCUGUGGAGGCUCAGUGUCAGGAAUUGCAGGCAGGUCUUCUUCACUCCUCCUUCCACUCAACCCCCAAGAUGUAAGGGGGAGAGUAGAGUCUUCAAUUGUUGCUUAAAGAGCUCCCAGAGAAUCCAGUGGGACAGAGUUUCCUAAGAGACGACACCCAUGACAAAUUUUUAGAGCUUGUUGGUGGUACUUGUUUUUUCUGCCAGUUUUAUUCAUGUGUUUUUAUCUUCUAGCUUUUUAAUUAUGUAAACUGCUCUGCAACCAGUUACGCUCUGGUGAAGGAUAGCAUAUAAUAUAUUUUUUAAAUCAAUUAUUUAAAUAAAACUAAAAGUAGAAGACAGAAGACCUGCUAGUUCAAGGUUUCAAUGGUCUCCUUACACUACAAAUAUUCAGAGGCAGAGGACAUUUUAGUCUUGUUUCUUUAAAAAAAACCAACACAACCCCAGUGCAUUUCUCAAUGCAUAUGUUCGGUAUUUGACUUCUCAGUUAAGUUUUUUAAGGAGAACGAAGUCAAAAUUUAUGACCCUUCUUUUUCCCUUUUCUUUACUCAGCCCCUUGAUGCGAAUAAGAGGGACUCUUCUGUGCCAAGCCAGCUAAGUUUGCAAAAAGAGAAGUCUCCAGAAAACGGCUUGUCACUUGUGGCCAAUGGACCCGUGUUGCCUCUACAGCAAGUCACUGAAGCCAUAAAUGGGAAGGGCAACAAGGUUUCAAAGGAAGUGGCUAGCGACGAAAAGCCAGGCAAAAACAACAGCAGUACAAACUUGUCUGGAAUUGAGGAUUACACAGAUGAAGCCAGUGCCAAAGAAAAGCCAGACGCCAGCCCCCAGUUGCUGCAACUCAACAAGAACGUUAAGCCAGCCGAGAACAGCAGUCUUGUCUACCAAAAUAAGGACACUGAACCAGUAAGCAAAGAUGAUUCCAGUGUGGGAAGCCGGCCAGAGAGCAGCCUCCUUGAGACGCCAGUUGAAGAGAAGCUCCCCAAUGGGAGUUUGAGUUCUUCCUCUCAGUUUGAGGAUGGCAGCUCCAAGCAGGACUCUGAUUCAGGUAGCACCUCUGCCUCAGAGAGCAUGGACCUCAGUAUCUCCUUGUCUACCGACCUGUCCCUGAACAGAGGCAGCGGGUCCCUCUCUCUUAAGGUAAGAAUUUGGGCUCAACAAGUGGGAUUUGUGUAUCAUGGAAACCAGGCUUCACUCAGCAAACCUUUGAGCAAGAUGUCUCUCUAACUCAUUCUCCAACGAACUGAUUCUAUCAAGGGGUCAGGACACAAAAUUUACUCCUACAUGAGAUAGUUGAUUCUUAAAGUCUCUCCUGAGUUAUCUUCCUUGAAGAGUCUGAUAAAACCAUUAUUGGGCAGGUGGUGAUAAAUCUGAAUGUUGUAAUAUAUCCUAGACCCCCUGUGAUUGUUAGUUCCCAACUUUAGUCACCUUUGUUCUUGUUAGGCUGUUACAUAUAUAUAUAUAUAUAUAUAUAUAUAUGUAAUUUUCUUUUAAUGGUUGGUUCACCAUAAUAAACAUUUGAUUGAUUACAUAGGAUGCAAAAAUGCAGAAGAUGACACUGAAACGGACCAGGAGAUUUGUUGUGGAUGGAGUAGAAGUGAGCGUCACUACCUCAAAAAUCAUCAGUGAGGAUGAGAAGAAAGAUGAAGAGAUGAGAUUCCUCAGGCAAGCUGAAAAUUAGGGGAUUUUUGGGUGGGGUGGAGAUAUGGGCACACCAGGCUUUCUCAGAAUAUAGUUUUCUCUAUGCUUUUCACUUUCUCCAUAGAGUUGUAUGAAGUGGUAUGGAACCAGGGGACUCAUCACACAAUAUAUUUUGGGCAGUUAAAAAUAUAACAUGAAUGCUGCAGAACUGUAAAAACAUGAUCUCCUUAUGAGUAACAGGGAGUUAUGGCCAUUUCCAGAGCCUAUCUGACUGCACAAAUUAAGGUUGUUGCUAUAUGGUGUAUAUAGCAGCUUGUUAGGAGUGUUUGUAAAGCCAGACCUGUUUUUGUUCUGUUGCUUGUAAGUGCCACUUCUGGUGGUUCUCCUGCUUAGUGAAGUGACUGUCUUCAAAUUCAUAGGUUUCCUCUCUGACAUGGCAAAUGGUGGACAUGAGCAGUCAAGGUGCUUCUCAAGGAUGGUGUGGACCAAAAACCUGGCAGCAGCACUGCCAUAUAGCCUGGUGCCAGAAAGUGAACAGCCUUUAAACUGCUCUGGUCUGUGGUCCAGAGCCCACAACAUAGUUGUUUUUUGGCAUAAAAUCAAUAUAAAUACUGACCUAUGAGUUUAGGACUCUUUCUCUUUCUUUCUUUCUUUCUUUCUUUCUUUCUUUCUUUCUUUCUUUCUUCCUCCCUCCCUCCCUCCCUCCCUCCCUCCCUCCCUCUCUUCUUCUCUUCCCAUCCCCUUUCCUGAACUAGGGGAUCAAUAGGGACUUCACUGUAGACAUACAGCAGUUUCUGAUGAGUGUCUAACAGCAAAUUCAAGUACUUAUCUUCACAGAGCUGCAAAAGCAUACUUUUCAAAAGCCUUACCUUGUUGAUAGGUCUACAACCUAAACAAAAUCUGACAGGUGACACCAACUUUCUAAUCCUCGACUUAAAAAUAAUCAGGGGAGACCCAAAACCAAAGCUUGUAGCAUUUGUCUGAGCCCACUGGGCUUCAGUUAGUGAGGCAUGCUUCCUCAUAGUUCAUUGUGGGGUCAUAUUGUACGUCUAUUUAUUCAAAGUGUCUGUACAAGGAAGGUGAAUAAUUCAAGGCCAGCGGACAGGGAAGCAGCCCCUUCUCAAUAUCCUGCCUGAAAGGGACAAGUGGUGAGAAGUGUGGCUGUGACACAAGGAGGCAGCAACUCCUUGAAGCAAUGUUUCUGACACUAGGAACACUCAGUCAGUCACCCCUGUGGUUAUUUUAGUAUGGAUUGUGCUCCUUGUCUCCCCCUCCCUUUUUUAGCUUCCAGAGACUAUGCUCUGGCAUUACAGGGAGAGCUGGUCCUCCGUUCCUGAACUUCUUCUCCACUUUAAUCCUACAGGCGCCAGGAGUUGCGGGAGCUGCGUCUGCUUCAGAAAGAGGAGCACCGGAACCAGACCCAGCUGACCAGCAAGCAUCACCUGCAGUUGGAGCAAAUGCUGAAGCGCUUUGAGCAGGAAAUGCACGUACGUGGCAAAGAGAAGCCAAAUUCCUCUUCCCUCCCUUUUAUUCAAAGAUAUUGGGAAGCAGUGGGGAGAGGGGAAACACACCACUCACAAGGCGUAUAUUGUAUAGCCUAUUAGCCAGACUAGGCAGGACGCUAGCCACUAGGAAUGAAACUGGAGGCAUGUUGAUGGAAUCAUUAGCUUUUCCCUCCAUAUGCUGGGGCUAUGUGGCAAGGGGAAGGGCCAUUGUAAAUGGACAUUUCCAUCUGGUCUGGCAUUGGUUCUGCUCUUGUGGCACAAGGCCAUUUCUUUGCAGCAGUUCAACAAAAAAAGUGGUCACCUUGGAUGCUGGAGAGGUCUGCUGCAGUGGCCCAGCUUUUGAGGAGUCAAAAAGAAAUGUUGUGGAAACAAAACAAUAGGCCUUAAAACCCUAUGUGAAUCUUUCUCAGUUUCAAAUAUAUUCCGCUGCCCCCUUUUUUAAAUAAAAGUGACAUUUUCUUCAGGCUAUUCCCCUCCCCCCAAUAAAUACAUGUGUACUUUUACAUAUUCUGGAGCCUUUCAGCAGAACUUGUUGAUGUGAUGUUCUUUCUCUUUCUGUCAGUUCAGUGUUGAUUUUAAAUCUGGCCAAGAAGAAAAGUAACAUCUCAGAAGCCAUGUUAUGGCAUUCCUGCAAAGAAUAGCUUAGCAUAGGUUGGAUGCUUCAAAGUCCGUGUUUCUUCCUGUGUGUUAAACCUGACAGGAUAAGGAGACAAUGCAAGAUUGUCAUAUUUUUAAUUGAGGAACAGUUUCAGCUUGUUCCUGUAUGCCUUCAAAUUUUACAGAAAUCUUGUGGAAUCAAAAAUAACGAGGCACUUGCUGAAACUGCAAUGCAACACAUUCACAGCUAUUGUGGCACUCCCCAUAUACGUAUCCUCAUGUUGUUGAUUAGUCAUUUAGUCGUGUCCGACCCUUCGUGACCCCAUGGACCAGAGUACGCCAGGCACUUCUGUCUUCCACUGCCUCCUGCAGUUUGGUCAAACUCAUGCUGGUAGCUUCGCGAACACUAUCCAACCAUCUCGUCCUCUGUUGUCCCCUUCUCCUUGUGCCCUCCAUCUUUCCCAACAUCAGGGUCUUUUCCAGGGAGUCUUCUCAUGAGGUGGCCAAAGUAUUGGAGCCUCAGCUUCAGGAUCUGUCCUUCCAUUGAGCACUCCGGGCUGAUUUCCUUAAGAAUGGAUAGGUUUGAUCUUCUUGCAGUCCAUGGGACUCUCAAGAGUCUCCUCCAGCACCAUAAUUCAAAAGCAUCAAUUCUUCAGUGAUCAGCCUUCUUUAUAGUCCAGCUUUCACUUCCAUACAUCACUACUGGGAAAACCAUAGCCUUUACUAUACAGACCUGUGUUGGCAAGGUGAUGUCUCUACUUUUUAAGAUGCUGACGUAUCCUCAUAUGCCUAACAAUUUCCCAAACUCUCUCAUGCAGGUAUUCCACAUUUUCAUUUCUGCUUAAAAGCGAGGGCACAUAUUUGGGGGCUGGAGUCCCCAGUUUUCUGCAGCAUGUGUGCUUGUUCCAUACUUUAAGUAUUGCUAAAGCCAACUCCUCCUGCCUUUCCCUUCCUAGCCCCACGGCAUACAGUUAAAAGAAUGGCAAAGGGUGUACAAUGGGGGUUGCAAAAGGUUAUUAGGCCUUCAAGGAUCUGUGCCAGUAGAUUGACUGACCUUAGGAGACCACAGGUGAACUUUUUACAGGGCUGAGCUGGGCCCCUGACAAAAUCCCCCACACAAGGUGUCUCUAGCAGUGUCAUGUACAGUGCUCCGUUUAAGGGAACGUCAGACAGUGGCCCCUGUCAAAUCCCAGAAAGACCCUGCUAGUCAAUGUAACCAAUACUGAGCUAGAGUGACAAGUGGUGUGACUUGGUUCCUUCCCAGCCUUCCUUUAAAGUGGAGUUCAGUACGUCAGUAGCUCUGUCUGCAGCAGUUAAAUGUGUGACCCACACAAUGCAUUUUCAUUAGGACUCUGCUGUACUUAAGCCUCAGUAUGUUUGGAAAAUGUUUCCAUUUCUCACCCUUAUGUAAGUUAAGAUCUCUCUUGGGAAGAAGGCUUUCUGAAGGUGUGAAUGGUUUUGGAGGAAGUGCAAUAGCUACACAGGCACUGUGGUAUGGAAAGUGGGGCGGGGGUGGGGAAGUAUUCUGUGAACCAGAGGGAGUAAUGCAGAGUUUGCACAUGCAGACUGUUCCAUUAUUGGGUGUUCCUUCAGCCACCCUCUCACUGAGUUGGUUUAGCCCAAAUAUUAUUGUAAAACUCUGCCGAAAUCCUGCGCGCUGGUUUCAGUCCUGUUGCUGGUAGAUAUUUCUCCUUCCGUGAGGAAAAGGCGGGCGAGCAUUCUUUCCUGUUCUGCUUCAGCCACAGCCUGUAAGCAGAUGCAGCCAUCUCAUCUGCUUGCUCCAGCUCAUGCCUCCAGGCAUCUCUGCUGCUAAAUGUGUCAGAAGGCAGUGCUGCUCAGGAGAUCCAGGUGUGUGGCAGGAGAGAACAUUGUCACACACACAUCUAGCUCCUAGUCUGCUCCCUGCCGUAUAUAUGUGAGGGAACUAGAAGGCUACUGCAGCUUGUUUACUAUUCUCUUCCAUUUCUGUGUCACUCUGCUAGUCAGAGGUAGCUUACACAGAGUAUUUUAUAUAUAAUAUAAUACUAAUUAUAUAUAAUAUAAUAUAUUAUAUUAUAUAUUAUAUUAUAAUAUAAUAUAUAUAAUAAUAUAUAUAUUAUAAUAUAUAAUAUUAUAUAUAAUAUAAUACUCCAAAAUACUAACGUAGUCAAAUCUCUCAACUAAGUCUGAAUGUCCUCUUUGGUCUCGUAUAGACAAAGAAGAAAUUCUAUGACACUGAACUGGAAAAUCUGGAACGUCAGCAGAAGCAGCAAAUUGAAAAGAUGGAGCAGGACCACACGCUGCGCCGCCGUGAAGAGUCCAAGCGUAUCCGUGCUGAGCAGGAACGAGAUCUUGUUAAAUUUCAGGAGCAGCUGAAGCAAAGGAAGAAGGAGGUGAGAGUCGACGUUGGGCCAAAAUCUUGCACAGGGAAAUCUUAGAUUUAGUUGUUGGCACUGGCCUAUCUGAAAGCCCUCUCAGUCCUCCUGCUGUCAUUGGCUGAGGUGCUCUCGUGUCACAGACAAGCUGGGCAAGGGAAGGGAAGCUGAGGGCAGAGCGCCAAGAUUGAGGGGUGCUGAAGAAAGGGAGGAGAGUGAACAGCGAACAGCAAAACAGAAGCUAUGCAAAUGCACACAGACAGACACCUGCCCAUCCAUUGUCACAGCUCAGGGGCACAUUCCAAUCAGGCAAAAGCACUUGAGGAGGUGGGUAGGGGUGCAGCCAGGGCAGGGAGCGUGACCUAGAGAUUCCUGAGGGCCAGGUAGAGGCCAAAGGGUCACAUUCUGUCCCUGGGCCCUGAGGGUUCCCUACCCUUUUUCUAAAUUCACUUGUAUGUAACUAUGCUGCCAGGGAAGAACAUAAAAGUAAGAACCACCACCACCCAGAAACAAGAGACUUAAGAAACACUAACAGAAAAAUAGGUGAGGGUGAAAUGAAAGCAAAUCAAAGUGAUAGCAUAAUGUCAGCAUAAAACUGGAGAAUUGAAAGCCAAACCAUCAGGUGACACGACCAACGUGAUAAAUCACUUUUGCUCAGACUUGUUAGGAAAUUGGACCAGUAAGAACUUUUGUUGGUGUCUUUCGUUUCAAGCUCAAGAGUGACAUUGAGAAGCUUCCACGACAACAGCGCAAGGGGACCAUGAAAACAAAGAUGGAGGAGUUUGCACAGAGAAAGCAAGUCAUGGUAAGCUCUAGAGAUAUUAAGUCCGUGGUGUGGCCAAGACCCAUAUGGACACAUUUGAUUCCCUGCUUCCCAGUUAUCAUGAGUAAGGCAGGAUGAGGAAGCAGAAUCAUGACACCCAUCCUGCUCUCACUCAUAAGAAAAGUUUUAGGCAUCAUACCAAUAAGAGCAUCUCUUUUGCUAAUGUCUCCUUUCUUCCAGGAGCAAGAGUUUGAAGCCAAACAGGCUGAGGAUCUGGAACAGGCCAUGAAGAAUAUCACCACCCAAAAUCGGAAGGAGAUCUGUGACAAGGAGCGAGAGUGCCUCAACAAAAAACAACAGCUUAUGAGAGGUGAGUGGGUGUUGUCCCCCCCCCCAAAAAAAGUGGGGAAGAGAUUUCUCUAACUUGGUGCCCUCCACAUGUUGAUGGACUACAGCGCCCAUUAGUCAGGCAUGCUGGGGCUGAUGGGGAUGGGAUUCAAAACAUCUGCAAGACACCAGGCAACUCCCCACCAAAGGAUAAAAUGACAGCAAAUUAAAUCAGAGGACACCAAGCUCUCUAGAUGAAGCAGAAAUACGCUUGAAAAUUGGCCCCAGAAGCCCCCGGCCACUGGGAAGUGGAGCGGAUUUCCGAGCCAGACUGGAGACUGGUUUUUUAAUUUUUAUUUGGUGUGCGUUGGAAGAGGGGUAGUUUUAUACGGCGAGUAUAUCCCAAACUCUAUAUUUUAAUUGGAAAAGUUGGGGGGUCGUCUUAUACGCCCAGUCGUCUUAUACACCAGAAAAUACGGUAUUUGGUUAGGCUGAGGUGGUGGUUGUGCUUGGAAAGGGGAGCGGAGAAAUGAGUGGAUUCUCCAGUGGAGGAUGGUCCAUCAGCCAGCCUCCACUUUCUUGCCUUUUCGCUGGCAACCAGUCCAGGAAGUGGCAUUGCCAGUCAUCUUCCUCCUCCUCCUCCUCAAUCUCAGUGUUGCCAUUGUAGAAUUUGGCAGGGAGAAGGAUGGGGAUACAACUAGAAUUGCUUGGCCUGUCUUUGGCUCUGGCUCCAUUUGCUGUGGGUCUUGCUGUCUUCUGCCCUACUGCUCCCCAUGGGCACCAGCCACCAUUGGGAAGUCCCUUUAUCUUCUGGAAUUGUAUGUGAUUGAUAACUUCUUUGCCUAUCCCCUCCCCCCCCCCCCCCGCGGUAAAGUGUGUAAUGACUAUAUGCCAUUUUAUACCUUUUUCUCAGAUCGGGAAGCUACCAUCUGGGAUCUGGAAGAGCACCACCUGCAGGAGAAACACCAGCUUAUUAAGCAACAGCUGAAAGACCAGUAUUUCCUCCAGAGGCAUGAACUGGUCCGGAAACACGAGAAGGUAGCGGAGUUUCAGUCUGAUUUAUUUUCUUUAAUGACUCUAAUGCUUCCUACGGAUGAGCAAGGUGUGGAGUUGCUGUAAAAGAAUUGACCUCAGCAGAUUUACAGAAAAUGGCCUCCCUGUUGCUUGCUUGCAUUGGGUGUGAGUACUGCAUAUAUUUAACCAUAGUCAAUGCAGUCAAACAUAUAAAGUCCAGAGACGGAAUAACUAUGGUCAAUUAUAGGAGUACAGUUUUGUGCUUAUAGAUUCAUAGACUCAUAGAAUUGUAGAGCUGAAUGGAACCCAAAGGAUCAUCUAGAUCAGUAUUUCCCAAGCUUGGGUCUCCAGCUGUUUUCUGACUACAAUUCCCAUAAUCCCUGACCACUGAUCUGGCUAGCUAGAGAUGAUGGGAGUUGUAGUCCAAGAACAGCUGAAGACCCAAGAUUGGAAAACACUGAUGUAGACCAACUCCCAGCAAUGCAGGAAUCGCAGCUGAAAAAUCCCUGACAGAUGACAGUCCAACCUCUGUUUACAAACCUCCAAUGAAGAAGAGUCCACUACUUACUUUAGGCCAGCCUUCACCAUUCUGGUGCCCUCAAAUGUUUUGGGCUACAACUGUCAUCAGCCCAGGCCAGCACAGCCUCUCUCUCUCUCAUGCAAUUGGUUUGUUUGUGUGAGUGAGUGUGCUUCAAUAGGACAAAUGUCAAAAUAUUCUUGCCAUAGUGUCUGUUGCAUUUCCAUCAGCUUUUAUCUGACUGAGCCCCUGGAGUAAGCCAUGGUGAAUCUUCAUAGAAGUGGUUUUGUUUUCCUUAAACUAAACCUGCACUAUCUUUGUCUGUCCCCUUUGUGGUCUGUUGAAUAUUACCCUGAGCAAAUAUCCAAUGUCACCAUUCGCUUUGACUCUAAACUUGCAACAUUUAUUGUAUUGACUUACCCCCCCAACCCUGGGCUGCCGUUGCUAUUCCAGGAGCGUGAGCAAAUGCAACGGUAUAACCAGCGAAUGAUGGAGCAGCUGAAAAUUCGGCAGCAGCAAGAGAAAGGCCGUCUCCCUAAAAUUCAGAGGAGCGAAGGGAAGACCCGCAUGGCCAUGUAUAAGAAGAGCCUCCAUAUCAGCUCCAGUGGAAGCGCCUCAGAACAGAGGGAGAAGAUAAAACAGGUGAAGGAUAGCACUAGAACCCUUGAUGGAGGAUUCGAUUUGUGGCGCUUGCAUUCAUUCAUUCAUUCAUUCAUUCAUUCAUUCAUCCAUCCAUCUAUAGAUGGAUCUCCAAUGAGGUCAAGGUAGCACACACAAUUCCCGCCCCCCACUCAUUAGUUAACCGCCACAACAAACCUGUGAGGUGGGUUAGGCUGAGAGGCAGUAACACUGCAUUUGGAUUCCUGCAAGCGAGGACUGUUAAUCAUAGAAUUGUAGAGUUGGAAGGGAUGACGAGGAUCAUAUAGUCCAACUGCCUGCAAUACAGGAAUCUUUCACCCAAUGUGGAAAGGAGGAUUGUAGACUAUACAUGGAGGGUCCCUUGCUCAACAGCAUGUACUUCCAGAAGCCACUGGUCUAGGCUGCUGACAGAUAUUUGCUCAGUUCCAUCUGAUAUCACUGAUGUUUUAAGCUCCAAUGCUAUAUAAAGCACAAGUUAAUACUGCCAGAAGGUUUCAGACAGUGGGUAGCUCAAGAAACCUUCCUGCAACACCUGUUAAUGGUUUCAUGGAAGGGUGGGAAGGUCAUAGCUAAGCCCCCUGCAUUGCUCUGGCACCUGUGGUGCAACCAAUACAAGGUGCCGUGGAAUCAGAUCAUAUUGUGCUCACACCAACAGAUAUCAAAGGAGUACAUGUAUUUGAGGGUCCUACUCCUAGCGCAGAAGCUGAGAGGGGGCAUUUUCCCCUGAAAAUAAAUUGUUCUCACAUUGGUGACCCUCCAUGUCUUCGUUGUGCAGCAUUCUAGCUCCUGGUAUAUAUAAAAAAAUGUAGGGAGCCAUGUUUAAAAUUCCUGUGAACAUAGCCUGGUGAUUUAAAACCACAGUGAACGAUGGUGAUGUUGGGUUGCUUCCUUCUGUUUCAGUUUGCACAGCAGGAGGAAAAAAGGCAGAAAGCUGAGCGACUGCAGCAGCAGCAGAAACAUGAGAUGCAGACGAAGGAUAUGAGUGCCCAGUGUGAGAGCAACAUGAAUGAACUCCAACAGUUACAGGUAACUUAACACCGGCUCAGCUUUAGGUAUGCUUGGGCGGGGUGUGGCGUGCCACUAAUUUGGUUCAUAGAGAAAAAUCUGCCAUCCAUUCUGAAAAGUUGGUUCAUCCUACCUGACAACAAAACCCUCCCAGAAAUGGAAAAUGUGCUUCAGUAUUUCUUGUUUUUGCUUCUGGCAUGUCGUGACAUUUUGCAUCCUAUCUUUCCAUAAAGAUGGUAUAUAUAUGAAGGCUAUCUCAUUUAAUCCUCACUGCAACCAUGUGAGGUAUGAUAGACAUGGAGAGAGUGAAUUUUCCAGAGCCUCUCAAUGGGGUUUGUGGCUGAGCAGCCUCUAACCAUGACAUUCAUGAGCUCCAAAUUGAGUGGAUGCAAAAGUUUUCUGGAAUGAGCAUAGAAUGAGUUGGGAUUUUGUUGCUUUUGAAGUAAAUCUUGUUCUUUCCUGGUCUUGGAAAGUCAUGUUGGGUUUAUAAAUCAAGUCAGCAGGGAUGCUGGGUUUGAUACUGACCUUUUUGCUCUGCAGAGCUUCCCUCAUUUGUUUUUCUUCUGAUGUUUUAAAUCUGUAUAGAAUGAGAAGUGCCAUCUCUUGGUUGAACAUGAGACCCAGAAACUGAAAGCUCUGGAUGAAAACCACAAUCAGAACUUGAAGGACUGGCGGGAUAAGCUGAGGCCACGAAAAAAGGUGACAGCUAAAGAAAGUUGGAAUAAAACUUCAAACACCAUUAGAGGAGGUUUUUUGGGCGGGGGGAACGAAUCAAAGGUUCAGUAUUGAACUUUUGACUUCCAGAUCAAUUUGCCAAAUCAAAUACUCUGGGGGAAAAUACUUUAUGUUCAUUACUAAAAAUUACUAGCAGUAAUUUUUAUUCCACUCUGUAUUUUUAUUGGAUUUAAAAUUGUUUUUAUAUUUGAAAGUGUUUUAUAUGUUGUUAUUGUCUGAGAUGCUUCCUAAGAAGCUAUUCAGAACUGCAAUGAAAUAAAUAAACAAUUUGGAUUUGGAGGAGCGUUGAAUUAGGACAACCUAUUUCUGAAAUGUUGCAAGUUUAGGGUUUUUGAUUUGGUUCUCUCCCCCUCUAAUUUCAUCUAAUUUUGUUUCAUUUUUGACAACUCAUGUACAUAAGCCAGGGUUGGGGAAUCUCUACCCCAUGGGCCAAACUUGGCCUGCCAGAUCAUUUUUGGGAAGCUGCACUCACCCUCCACCUGACCUCAUACCUGAUGGGUGCAUGGGUGCAUGCCUUGCUUAAGAAGGGGAAAUUGGCUUCCAUUCCAUGGAAACUCUUCCCUUCUAAUGCUGCUCUUUGAACCCCCCCCAAAUUGGAGAUUCAAAGAGUAGCAUGGGGCAGCCCCAAUUUUCAGAGGGUUGAGGAGUAAUGAGGGUUAAGGAAUAAUGAGGGAAAGGGCAUUCGAAUUGCCAUUUGUAAACAGUCCAGUACUGCUCUUUAAACCUCAGAUUUUCAGAGAUGUAAGGAGCAGCAUGGGGAUGUUUGCAAAUGGCUAUUAAACAGGGGCGUCAAAGUGCAGCAUCAUGUGACAUCACUAUGAUGUCUGCCAGGUCUUGGGAGAUUAAGAUCUGGCCCCUCCUGGCCAGAAAGUUUUCCCCAUCCCUGAUGUAAAUUGACAGGAAUCCAGGUGGCUGAGAACAGUGAAGUGAUUACAGCUUGAAGCAUUUCUCCAACUGAGCUCAUUUCUCUUCGCAUUUCAGGCUUUGGAAGAUGAACUGAAUCAGAAGAAGCGAGAGCAAGAAAUGUUCUUCAAACUCAGUGAUGAGACCGAUGGUCAGCCUUCAAGGUCGCCAAACAAGCCUGCCAAAUUUGUCCCAUUCAGUUCUGCAGAGGCUUCAUAA